UGUUGAUCUUGAUGCCCUACUCGACAUGUCCACUGAUGAGCUCGUCAAGCUUUUCCAUGCCCGUGCUCGCAGAAGGUUCCAGCGGGGUUUGAAGAGGAAGCCCAUGGCUUUAAUUAAGAAGCUGCGUAAGGCGAAACGUGAGGCCCCACCUGGCGAGAAGCCUGAAAUUGUCAAAACCCACCUGCGAAAUAUGAUCAUUGUCCCUGAGAUG
Messenger RNA from Olea europaea var. sylvestris, 211 nucleotides. RefSeq names its product 40S ribosomal protein S15-like. The annotation marks the transcript as partial. The record is from RefSeq and is a predicted model, not a curated record. Gene Ontology annotation, molecular function: structural constituent of ribosome. Gene Ontology annotation, biological process: translation; ribosomal small subunit assembly. Lineage: Eukaryota; Viridiplantae; Streptophyta; Magnoliopsida; Lamiales; Oleaceae. The transcript is spliced from 3 exons. Gene Ontology annotation, cellular component: cytosolic small ribosomal subunit; ribosome.